Prunus armeniaca (apricot) is the source of this 216-nucleotide messenger RNA. NCBI's taxonomy places the organism in Eukaryota, Viridiplantae, Streptophyta, Magnoliopsida, Rosales, Rosaceae. The record is from the annotation of a GenBank genome assembly.
AUGUUCACCUUGCCAUUCCCUAUGCUUGCUUACCCUUUCUAUCUGAGGAGUCGAAGUCCAGGAAAGAGUGGCUCUCAUUUUGAUCCAAACAGCGAAUUGUUUGUCCCAAAUGAAAGGAAAAAUAUCACUACCUCCACUGCCUGUUGGACAGCAAUGGCUGCGCUGCUAGUCGGUCUGUCUUUCGUAAUGGGUCCGGGCCAAAUGCGUAAGCUCUAA